Cimex lectularius (bed bug) is the source of this 654-nucleotide messenger RNA. Its product is annotated as extended synaptotagmin-3-like. The transcript has 2 exons. The record is from RefSeq and is a predicted model, not a curated record. NCBI's taxonomy places the organism in Eukaryota, Metazoa, Arthropoda, Insecta, Hemiptera, Cimicidae. The coding region runs from base 243 to 605 and encodes 120 amino acids.
AUAGCAGGCUUGGCUAUAACAGCCUUGAGGAGGCCCGUAUUUUGACGAUUACAAGCAUCGCCAUUGACGAAAAUAACACCAAUCCAGAGUUCGACCAUUCUCCCCGAGACGGAAUCGGGCGAGCCGAGGAAUAGUUUUCGUUCUACGUCAAAUCACGGUGACGCAAUGUUUUAUUAUUAACCCUGGCUGCGGACCUUCGUCUCGCCCCUCGGGCGUCAGUCUUGCUCCUUCCACUGGCCGGAAUGGACGCGACGGAAAAAAAAUCUGAAGACGACGAGUGCAAGGCGGUCGCCAAGAAAAUCGGCACCGGCUCCAGCAUCUUGCACUUGCUCUACAAAUUCGGCAAACAAAUCGGGAAAGUAGCCUUCGUCUACUUGUUCGGCUAUUUCAACCUGAGUCCAGCCUGGCUCCUCGGUCCCAUCUUCCUCUCCGUCCUCAGGGAGGAAUGGAGCAAGGAAAAAGAGCUGAAGAGAAACAUCGCCAAAGCGGCAGCCCUAUCCAACGAAAAGGAAGUCAUAUUAGCCAGAGUGGACGACUUGCCGGCAUGGGUUUUCUUCCCCGAUAUCGAGAGAGCCGAAUGGGUUAACAGGGUAAGUUUAGGGUAAAUCGAUAGCACUUAAAAAAAUUAAAACCCUAUUACCGCUCCAUUUUCCU